Messenger RNA from Solanum stenotomum, 375 nucleotides. RefSeq names its product DNA topoisomerase 6 subunit B-like. The transcript is spliced from 5 exons. Lineage: Eukaryota; Viridiplantae; Streptophyta; Magnoliopsida; Solanales; Solanaceae. The record is from RefSeq and is a predicted model, not a curated record. The coding region runs from base 1 to 375 and encodes 124 amino acids.
AUGCGCUUGAUUCUGCUUAAUCCAUCUCUGAACUUCCAGUUUGAAGAGAUUGGCAGAAGUAAAUUUAAUCCCAUGAUUGGUCUGGGUGACCAUGAACGUAGAGAUGAAGCCCAAUAUGAUGAUUUUAAGACAACAAAGGCUCGUGAGAAAAGACUUGCCAACGAAGCUCGGGUUCUAGAGAUUCAAGCAAAGAAUGUUGCUCUUGGGAAGAAAGUAAAAGACCCUGCAGCUACAAAGGUAGUUAAGGGUAGGGAGGCAUCAUAUUAUAGGGUGACAUGCAAGGAUAAUGGAAGAGGAAUGCCACAUGAUGAUAUCCCGAUUAUGUUUGAACGAGGUUUGAUGUACUUGCCUUUUCCAGCUGGACAUGCAUCAUAA